AAGUAACGCUACAUAAAAUAUCAUCACAACCCACCGUAAGUCGGUGAUGCCCGUGCGAAUAUAUAAACCCCGUGCAAUAACAACAUUCAUCUCCGGCUCUCUGCUUUCUUCAUUCCUCCCCAUUUCAUUUCAUUUUCAUUUCAUCAUCUUCUUCUCAUUUUCUUUCUCCUCUUCAUCAAUGGCGCAUCGAUUCUCUAAAUCCCUAACAACCCUUUUCUCCACAACCUCUUCAACCUCCUCAGGUGUUCUGAAACUCAUCCCAAAUUCUCUCUCCUCCCCAAUUUUCACCAACCCCAGAAACCACCUUUCCACUAAAGCCCGCCUCAUCGAAGUCGACCUCGAUUCUGUCUCCGAUGGCGGAGAAAUCGAAGUUAUUGGGUUGAAGAAGCUCGAAGAUGCUAUCCAUGGUAUCUUCGUACGACGGCUUGCUCCUGAUUGGCUCCCUCUUCGUCCUGGUUCUUCUUACUGGGUCCCACCUAAACGAACCUCUGAUAACAUUGUUGAGAUUGUGGAAAGGCUUACUAAUCCUUUGACUGAGGAGGAGUCUCUUUCUCUCUCCUCUGCUUGUGGUUGGCCUUCUUCUUCCUUCUUCUUUGAAGGGUCAGUGCCAGAUCAUAAUACUCCUGUGAAGGUAGAGGUACAGGUAUUUGACCCAAGCAACUUAGGAAAGCCGUCAUUAUCUGAGGAUGAGGAGUAAUGAUCUACAUUUAUGACCAGUUUACUUUGCCUCUUGCAGUUGUUUAAUGGCUUUUGCUCGUGCAAGGUUUGAUCAUGGAAACUUGAAAAUCAGAGAGUAUUUAUUCUGGAAGGCAACCAAGUAUACUGGCAUUUGUACAUAAUGUAACCUGUAGUUUCCGCAGCAAAACAGUUUACUUUCACCUUUUCUGAUGUCCAUAUGGUAAAGCUAGGUUAGUUGUGGAAACUCAUCUUGUAUUUGUUUCUUGCACAUCAACUCAAGGACCUAAUAAUACAAGUUUGAUCUAAUUAUGCCAAGUAUUUCUAUUCUGACUGA
This is a messenger RNA of Chenopodium quinoa (quinoa), 1012 nucleotides long. RefSeq lists its product as uncharacterized. The transcript is spliced from 3 exons. The record is from RefSeq and is a predicted model, not a curated record. Lineage: Eukaryota; Viridiplantae; Streptophyta; Magnoliopsida; Caryophyllales; Amaranthaceae. Bases 47 to 697 code for a protein of 216 amino acids.